Somion occarium is the source of this 586-nucleotide messenger RNA. NCBI's taxonomy places the organism in Eukaryota, Fungi, Basidiomycota, Agaricomycetes, Polyporales, Cerrenaceae. The record is from the annotation of a GenBank genome assembly.
GCACAUCCUGUAUAGAUUCUCUUUCGCUCUCCAAUAUACUCUCAUGUCCAAAAGAACGUCAACACCAGAUCGUGGAUCAUCCAGAGGCAUGCCAGAGCGGGGUAGCCUCAAGAACGUAUCGACGCAGAAUGUACACACCAAGAAAUCAUGCAAAGCUCCUUCCAGUCUCUCCGGAAUCCUGCUAAUGAUGAUCCCGAUGAAAGCACCAAGAGCAAUCGACCUCUGUCAGGCGAAUUACCGGAGCAGAAUGAGGAGUUGGUGACUGGACGAAGGUCGCUCCCAUCGGCAGAGAAGGAUGCCCAGAAGAAGCGUGAAGCGCUUGGGGCUACUCAGCACGAAGUCUUGCAAAACUUCUUCCAAUCUCUUCUGAGUUCUCGCGCGAAGAAUGAUCCUGAUGAAUGCGCGAGAAAUAAUCUAAUACAUCAUGCCACAUUCAACGAAGUACCGGAACAGAACCAGGAGUUGUUCACCGUUCUGCUGCGUAGCGAUGGCGGUAAACCAGAUUCCCUUCAGCGAUAUUGCCUUAUUUGGACCUGGUGAUCUACUUGAGCUGAGAAUGACGAUACAAUAUACAGAGCUGAGAUUC